This is a messenger RNA of Branchiostoma floridae (Florida lancelet), 1769 nucleotides long. RefSeq names its product complement C1q tumor necrosis factor-related protein 4-like. The transcript is spliced from 3 exons. The record is from RefSeq and is a predicted model, not a curated record. Bases 310 to 999 code for a protein of 229 amino acids. NCBI's taxonomy places the organism in Eukaryota, Metazoa, Chordata, Leptocardii, Amphioxiformes, Branchiostomatidae. Gene Ontology annotation, molecular function: protein binding.
CCCGCGAACCGACAACAGACUUCUGAGUUUACCCCGAGUGUGACGUCAACCGCGCGAACAGACGCUGACAGCUUCUGGCAGUAAGCGUGACGUCAUCGGGGCGGAGCUUGGGACUUCCUUUCCGAGUCUGGGUCGGGGGUGAGGCUUUCCCGGUAUAAAAACGGCGCGCAGAGAACGCUAGCCAGUACAAACCCGCACAGGACACACGGGGAAGUCAGAACCGCGGAACUCAACAGCCAAACUCAUAGGAAUAUAUCCAGACUACCUCGGACUAUCGUGUCGUGACACAAGGUAAAACAAAACCGAAAAAUGCAGCUCCCAUGUGUACUGAGAGAGAUGUCUGCCGGUGCGAUGUUCUCUCUCGCGGUCGUCUGCCUCUCCCUCUCUGCCGAGGCCUUCUCCCUCCCGUCGUCAUGGAAACCGAGGUGCCCGCCCGGCGCGGUGUGCGAGGAUGGCGGACUGGUGGCGGGAAAGCCGGGAGGAUACAAACCGGGGAAAGCGCCGGUGCACCGGAGACCACCCACAUCCUACGGUAACACUGAAAGCCGUCACCAUAGCAACCACAUCAACAACAACAACAACAUCCUUCCGGUGAGCGGAGGUUCCCAGGUCGCCUUCUCCGCCAAGCGCACCACGGACUUCACCGCGCCAUGGGAACGAGUCAUCGAGUUCGACAGGUUGCUUAGCAACGUGGGCUCGAGCUUCGACCCGUACUUCGGGGUGUUCACGUGCCGGGUGGCGGGAACGUACUUCUUCACCUUCAACAUGAAGAAGAUGGACGCGCGGCGGACCGCAGUGCACCUGAUGAAGAACCGGCGGAUAGAGGCCACGGCUGAGGACGACAGCACGCGCGACACCAGCAUGCUGUCCCAGGCGGUCGUGCUGCACCUGGAGGUGGGGGACACCGUCUACACCAAGCUGGCCAGCGGCGGGCUACUGGACGGGAGUGGAGAGGACGGCACCAUCACCUUCACGGGGUUCCUGCUUUACCAGGAUUAAUAAACAAACAAACAAAUAGACAAACAAACAAACAAACAAAUAUGUGAAUAGUGGGGGGCUACCGGACAGCAGCGGGGGGGACGGCACCAUCACCUUCACGGGGUUCCUGCUAUACCAGGAUUGACAAACAAGCAAACAAACAAACAAACAAACAAGUAUGUGACCAGGUAGCGAGAGAAGUGGACAUGGUCUAUUUUAUUCACGGGGUUCCUGCUCUACCAGGAUUAACAAGAAGCGAAUAAACAAGCAAGCAAACAAACAAUUAAGUGAAGAAAAGGAGAGAGAGUAUUGUUUUUUUGUUGUAAAUAGAUAUAACUCGAUUCUCAAACGGAAAUAAUGCAGAAAACGCUGGACCCUGGACACGUGAACGUUUCUCAGUUUGAGAGGUUGUAUGAUUUAAAACAGAGUGACGAUGUAUUUAUUUUUCAUGAUAGAAUUGAGUCUGAAAGUAACGUAUGGACAUCUAGAUGUUCCAUUUUUGGUUGCUGUGAUGUCUUGCUCUAAAGAGAAUGUUGUCUAAGAUAUGGAAUACAUUUACGUUAUGUCACGAAAUCGAAAUGACAAAUUGUUAAUACUUAAUAAAAAGUGUUGUAAACUAAAAUGUGGAGUGUAUGUAAAAAUAAGUCGAUAUUGUAAACGUUAAAUAGUCCAAGGAAUGAUAUACGUAGAUACGGAAACAACGCCUCUUGGUGCAUUUGUAUUUUAUGUGAUUCAAACAUAUAUAGACACAUGAGAUUAAAAGAAUUACAGAAGUAAACGUGAAACGAUCA